CACUGAUACUUCAACAACAUGUCAUAACAGUGUGCAGUCAUGUCUGUCAUGCAGUCACGUUCAUACCUGCGGGUUACAAACUUCCCUCGCACGUCCAGUGACAUCUGCAUACGGGUUUUUACUCUAAAAGCAACCACGCAUGUGCAAAAGCGUCACCGCCGUCCCUCGCGUUAAACGAUGGCCGUGGUUAAUAUUUACAAUAAAUAUGAAUCACGGGAGAAACUGUGAUGCGUUUAAUGAUUAAGCUCCUACUGUCAUGUCACAAUGAGGCGUUGUACGGGAUUAAAUACUUACCUGUGAUAAAGGCUCUUUUACGUCUGUGGCUGCACGGUGACACUACCUGGAGAUAGACUUACCAUCUGAAGUUGUUGUCGGGUUCAUUCUUGUUGCAGGAUGUUAAAUUGCAAACUGCGACCUGUUUUCAAGCAGGCUCAGGUUCUGUGUGGUCCGUUAUGGAGGCACAAGAUGCAGAUCCGAGGGUGCGCGUCGCGUCCGGCAACUUUUCAGUUACUCGAGGACAGCCUCGUGCUCAACUACGGAGGGAAGCCGAUGCAUUUUAACUACGUGUGGCUGCGGGAUCACUGCCGCUCUGCAGCUUCAUACAACUCGCAGACUCACCAGAGAAACGUAGACACCGGGGGCAUAGACCUCACCAUCCGCCCUGACAACACAAGCGUGCAAGAUGACCAUCUGAUCCUCACAUGGCCUGGCGGUCAUGUGACAAAGUACAGCCUGAGCUGGCUGGCUGAGAACAGCUAUGAAAGACAGAAGCAGAGCCGCGUCCAGCCUCGCAUCCUUUGGAAUUCAGACAUCUACAAAAAUGCAAACGUACCUUCUGCCAAAUAUGACUUGUUUAUGAGCAGUGACGAUGAAGUCAAGAAGUUUCUUCAGAACUACCUCCUGUAUGGGAUCGCUUUUGUGGAUGAUGUCCCGGCUACAGUUGAGGCCACAGAGGCAGUUACCCAGAGGGUCAGCCUUAUCAGGGAGACUACAUAUGGAAGAAUGUGGUGUUUUACUUCAGAUUUUUCCAGAGGAGACAGCGCCUACAGCCAGCUGGCUCUUGACCGUCACACUGACACCUCAUACUUUCAGGAACCAUGUGGAAUACAGGUUUUCCACUGCCUCAAGCACGAGGGAACUGGGGGAAGGACGCUACUUGUGGAUGGGUUCUACGCCGCAGAAAAAGUGCGCCAGCAGUCUCCUGAAAACUUUGAUCUGCUCGCCCGUGUGCCCAUCAGGCACGAGUACAUUGAAAAGUCUGACACCCACCGAAACCACAUGACAGGCAUCGGCCCUGUGCUCGACCUCUAUCCAUGGAACAAAGAACUGUACCUGAUCCGAUACAACAACUAUGACCGUUCAGUGAUAAACACAAUCCCCCAUGAGCUUGUUCAGCGAUGGUAUGUGGCACAUCGGAUGCUGACAACAGAACUCAGACGGCCAGAGAACGAGCUGUGGGUGAAACUGAAUCCUGGGAAAGUGGUUUUUAUUGACAACUGGCGUGUCAUGCAUGGGAGGGAGUCUUUCACCGGCCUGAGGCAGCUCUGUGGAUGCUAUCUGACCAGAGACGACGUCCUCAGCUCUGCACGUGGCUUCGGUCUGCAGGCCUGAUCCUGGAAGGUCCCCUAACUUCUGUGCCUUAUUAGUUAGCCUGCAGUAGGUUCACCUACUGUAUGUAGCAGCCGUAUAUAUACUUUUUUACUCAUCAAACUACGCUCCAUACCACUUAGAACAGAACAAAAAAUAGGAUAUUACAAACUGACAUAAACACAAUUGGCAGCGAUUACUGCCUUGAGUUUCUUUGGCUAUGACGGGACACAUUCAGAAGACCUGCAUUCAGAGAUUUUCUGAUGUUCUUCUCUGCACAUCCCCUCAUGCUCUGUCAGGUUCAAUGGGGACCAUCGGUGGCCAUUUUUAAGUUCGAUUGAGUUCAAAUCCAGGCUCCAGCCCUUGUGAUUGACAUUUGUUGAUUGUUUUCUAUGUUCUAAUACUUCAGCUACUCUAUGCUCCACUAGUAUGAAUGUCUCCUGAAUUGCACUUGAAACAAUUAAAUGUGUACCGUCUCAAA
Messenger RNA from Larimichthys crocea (large yellow croaker), 2068 nucleotides. It is a transcript of the gene tmlhe, whose product is annotated as trimethyllysine hydroxylase, epsilon. Bases 394 to 1611 code for a protein of 405 amino acids. The transcript has 7 exons. Gene Ontology annotation, biological process: carnitine biosynthetic process. Gene Ontology annotation, molecular function: iron ion binding; trimethyllysine dioxygenase activity. Lineage: Eukaryota; Metazoa; Chordata; Actinopteri; Sciaenidae. Gene Ontology annotation, cellular component: mitochondrion. The record is from RefSeq and is a predicted model, not a curated record.